AUGGAUUUUAUCGUCGACACGGUUGGAGACGACAAUCUCCAGGAUAAAUCAGAACUCAUUUUAAAAGCUGAUAAACUUUUUAUAGAUACUGAAGAAAAGACACAGACGAUUUUGGAUUUAUUUGAGAAAAAGAAGCAAGAAUUAGACGCCCAAAUAGCUGUUGAAGACGCUAUAGACAGAAAAUUAAAGAACCUAAAAAUAGACGGCGUCUAUGAUGAGUUUUUCAAUGAUAUGAUGUGGACUUCAUUAAUAGCUCUUAAUAGAAAAAAACCCCUAUUCAAAUUUGAUCAGCUAGACAAAGAAACGGGAAAGUUAAAAUCUAAAAUUGGCUCUGUAGAUGUUGACAAAGAAAUGCAAAGAUCUGUACUAAAACCUGGUAUAGAACAAGAGCAUACCUUGCCAAAAUAUAAUCUUAGUGACAAGACAUUGCGUAAACUAAGAAAGGCAGAAAGGUUAAAAACCAAAGGAAGAGGCUGGUUUAAUAUGGCUGCACCAGAACUAACUCCUGAAUUGAAGAGAGACCUCCAGUUAUUGAGAAUGAGAUCGGCACUUGAUCCUAAACAUUUCUACAAGAAAAAUGAUAUGGAAGUGUUACCUAAGUACUUCCAGGUUGGUAAAGUUAUGGACUCUCCAUUAGACCAUGUAAAUGAAAGAUUAACUAAGAAACAAAGGAAAAGAACAAUAGUUGAUGAACUACUAGCUGACGCAGAUCUCCAGAAAUACAAUAAGAAGAAAUACAAGGAAAUCAUGGAUGAGAAAAGAAAAACACAAUACAAGACAUUCAUGAAAGACAAGCGGCAAAAGAAUAAGGAUGAGUUAAAGAAAAAUAAAGCCAAGUCAAAGUCAAAUAAAGGGAAAAAGUAA
Leptosia nina is the source of this 864-nucleotide messenger RNA. NCBI's taxonomy places the organism in Eukaryota, Metazoa, Arthropoda, Insecta, Lepidoptera, Pieridae. The record is from the annotation of a GenBank genome assembly.